GUGAGAGGGAGCAGCCAUUUUUUUUUAAAAAGAACACAGGUUAGUUCAGGUGUGUCCUGGCUUAACCAUUAAGCCCAGACAUUAUCCAAUGAAGUUCCUCGGCUGACCUCCUCAAAUCAUUCAACACUGGGCAUUUCACGUGCAGCAUUUUAUUAUUUUGCCUCUUGUUAUCGGGGGAGAUGUUGGAAAAGAUCUUUUUCCUGCUCUGUUUGUCGUCUGCUUUGGCAGAAAAGGUCUGUACACCAGAUGCUACGGACGGCUACAAAGUUCGACUUAGCAUCAGAACUGCUCUGGGAGAUCAAGCUUAUGUCUGGAAUGAAAAUGAAAUGUUCCUUUUCCGAGCAACUCUGGCUUUUGCCAUGAGGAAUUACAUCGAAGGGCAGGAAUUUGAAGUGUCAAACAUCAUAGUGUGUGAUGAGACUCCCAGAGUGUCCUUCUGGUUUGUGGUGACGUCACCGCUGAACACUUCACGCCUUGUUGAUAAAGAAAGUGUGGAGGAGGCCGUCAGAAAGUCCAGGAAUCGGAUCAACAGUGCCUUCCUGCUAACUGAUAAAACCCUGGAGUUUAUCGGCAUCCCUCCCACCCUGGCAGCACCGGUCAACCCUGACACCCCUCCAUGGCUGAUUGUGUUUGGGGUGGUAAUGGGAGUUGUGGGUGCCGGCAUCAUCUUUCUGCUUGUGUCCUCUCUGGUCCAAAAGAAACGCAAAAAGGCUGAGAAAACAGACAACGAGGAAGUUGAAGAAGAGACGCGGGUGAAAACGGUAGAAAAUGGUGCUGCAAGUGAGGGUGUUUACAACAUGUCCUUCUCAGAUGACGAGCGAUUCACACAGAUGUAAAACACUUGUAUAAAAACUCUUCCAUGUAAGCAAUGAGAUGGGAAAAAGUUAUGAAGCUGCUCCAGGUGGAUUAUUGUUGCACAGUAAAAUCUGAUCAUUUUGAAGUUGUUCGUGAUUGUAGUUGAAGUUUUUCAUUAUAAUGAUUUAUACAUUUUUAUGAUUUUGUUUGUUUUGCUUUGUAUUUCCAUUGUUAUGAAAAAAAACCCCCCAGUACUUUCAUUUUCCAAAUGAAUGUAUAUAGUACUGUGCUUUGACAAUUGACUUUGACCAUUCUAUACUAACCAAUUACUGUACCGUAAAUUCACAUUUAUUUAUUUUUUGGCAAACAGAAAGAAAUGGAAAUAGGUAACAAAGCUGGUCCCAUUUUAGGCAUUUAUGGGGAAAAAAUGUAAGCCAUUUAAAACAACAAAUGGCUAGUUAAUCUGCAUUUUGUCAAAAAUGUGAUUGAUUUUGAUGUCAUCAAAUCAAAUGAGAGCCCAGAGGAGAUGUCUGCGGUGAGCAGAGCCUUUUGCUGUCUAUUCGUUUGCCAUCAUCCUCUUUCUUUUUCCAGACUACAGAGUGACAGUGAAAUCCCUGCUAAAGUCAGUGAUGGGCUUAGCUGCAGUUUUUGAAGCAGUGUUCAAGCUCAUUAUCACGAUGGUUGGCAAAAAUAUUGCUAGACACAAUUUACAUAAUGUUGCGACAGAACUGUGGCAGAACUGUGCAGCAUCCUUUGAACACAGAGAUUUGUGUAAUCAAGUCCCUGACAUGUCCUGUGGUUUGAAAAUGUGAGGCCUCUCUGGCACGCUGCAGGAAAAGACAAAACUUCAAACUUUCCCCAUUUUAAGCCACUGAACAAACUUAGAAAACACGAUUCCCCUUUAUUGGUCCAGAUGAAAGUCUGAUGUUGUGGUGACCUAUGGGUAAAUUUCAUAAAGAAGGUGUGUCAGGAUGCUCCCACGGUGUACUAUCUGUGCUCAGUGCCAGUAAAAAGUUUCAAAAUUUUAAAUGUGAUUUUUGUCUUUGCUGCCUCCAGCAGGCCAUUUGGGGUAAAGGGAUAUGUUCAGCAUUGGUCCUGUGUUACAAUCCUUUUGGCUUCUAAUCCCA
Molecule: messenger RNA, 1922 nt
Organism: Toxotes jaculatrix (banded archerfish)
Lineage: Eukaryota; Metazoa; Chordata; Actinopteri; Toxotidae
Gene: cltrn
Product: collectrin, amino acid transport regulator
Exons: 6
Coding region: 180-836 (218 amino acids)
Source: RefSeq, a predicted model, not a curated record